Messenger RNA from Ustilago hordei, 1107 nucleotides. RefSeq lists its product as uncharacterized. Lineage: Eukaryota; Fungi; Basidiomycota; Ustilaginomycetes; Ustilaginales; Ustilaginaceae. The record is from RefSeq and is a predicted model, not a curated record. The transcript has a single exon. Bases 1 to 1107 code for a protein of 368 amino acids.
AUGAGGAACCUGUUCACCUUUCUACUCGCCGUCUUUAUAGCGUGCAUGCAAUCCACAGCAGCCCAAUCGGCCGCACGUCCACGCAUCCUCCUCUACACAAAAACAGCCGGUUUCCGACACGACUCGAUCCCAACCGCCAUUCGCAUCAUCGCCUCUCUCGGCAAUGGUUCCCUAACUCUUCCCUCCUCAACCAUCGACCCCACCAUCUCCACCCUCCGUUGGGACACCAUCAAUACCGAAGACGAGACUCUCUUCCACGACCCCAUCUAUCUUUCUCAGUUCAAAGCGAUCGGCUUCCUCAGCACCACCGACGUAGACCCUCCCGGCGCUGGCACCGUCCUCGACGACCAAGGCUUGCGCAACUUUGCCCGCUACAUUCAACAAGGAGGCAACUACUUUGGCAUACAUUCCGCCUCAGCAACUCUCUUCGGUGCACCUUUCUACGGAAGGCUUGUAGGAGCUUAUUUCGAUUACCAUCCCCAGAUCCAAAAUGUCACCGUCCGCUCGCUGGAUCGCCAACACCCUUCGACUUCAAAAUGGCCAGAUCAAGGGCUGAGAAUUUAUGAAGAGAUGUACAAUUACCGCUCGGAUCCUCGCAAUCUUCCUUCUCGAGCAAAUGUGCUUGUGAGCAAUGCAACCAGCUACCAAGAUCCAGGUGUUAACCCGCAAGCUUUUCGAAAUGGCAGUAAUGGACCGGAGCCUCAUCCGCUGGCUUGGUGGAGAGAAGCAAGGCUGCUGGACACCGAUGCAGCUACCGAUCCGAGUGUUAGUGGGGGAGGUGGGGCGGGGAUUCAGGUUUCAGGCGGGAGCGGGAGAUCGUGGUAUACUAGCUUGGGACAUGACAAUUCGACGUGGGCACAAGAUCUUUUCCGAGGUCAUGUAGCUGGUGGUAUCGGUUGGGUGCUGCAAUCUUCUACGGCUCCUUCGAAUGCUUCGGCGGGUGGCAGCAAUAGUAGUGAGUCGGCUGGUGCAUCCGCUUCUCCAACCACUAGUUCGACGGCAGGCAGCUCCAAUCGCGCCAUCUCCAGCACACCAGCCCAUGAAUUCGGCAACAUCGCCGCCCGUUUCGCUUCUAUGCUCCUCCUCAUUAGCCUCAGCGCAGUCUAG